Messenger RNA from Pochonia chlamydosporia 170, 327 nucleotides. RefSeq lists its product as hypothetical. The transcript has a single exon. Bases 1 to 327 code for a protein of 108 amino acids. NCBI's taxonomy places the organism in Eukaryota, Fungi, Ascomycota, Sordariomycetes, Hypocreales, Clavicipitaceae. The record is from RefSeq and is a predicted model, not a curated record.
AUGUCGACAUGCCUGAUGCGGCAACUCGGCGGCGUUGGUCGUGACCCCUUGUGGAGACGGGCGGUGCAAUUGACCCGAAGCAAGGCGGGCAAGACGGCCGAGAAGGGGUCUUUUGGGGUUGGGAUUGUCGAUGGAUCGCAGAGGUGGAAGCAUCAGGCCUCGUUGGGUUGGUCUGUGAAAUCGUCAACGGCUUCGUUAUGCGGUGGUAGGUGGUCUGGCGUGCAGAGUUGGAUAUCUGUGUCAGGUUUCUCAACGGGAGCUGGAACUGGAGCUGCUGCACGUAGACCAUCUCGGCCACUUGUUUUUGGUUCCUCAAGGUACGUAUAA